Messenger RNA from Marasmius oreades (fairy-ring Marasmius), 2032 nucleotides. RefSeq lists its product as uncharacterized. Gene Ontology annotation, molecular function: protein binding. The transcript has 6 exons. Bases 100 to 1767 code for a protein of 555 amino acids. The record is from RefSeq and is a predicted model, not a curated record. NCBI's taxonomy places the organism in Eukaryota, Fungi, Basidiomycota, Agaricomycetes, Agaricales, Marasmiaceae.
GGCUUGUACCGCGUGCCUCCAUCUGCUCACAUCUUCCUCGCUUUCUCUUUGUAUCGCUUUUUGUUACAACCUCUCUGAGGCUUGCUACCUUUCGAUACAAUGGGAAACAAGAAGAAAAACAAGAAAGCAGCAGCAGCAGCAGUGACAGUAGCAGUGUCAGAUGAUGAUAAUAAUCAAAAUGGAUCAGCUGAGAAGUCUGAAGUUCCAAAAGCUGGUCCAAGUAGUACGACGCCUCUGUCACCUUCACCUGCAGCCACCACCCCAGUACCUGAACCCGAGCCUCAGGACGCGGAAGAGGACCCGAUCAAAGAUGCAGAAAAGAUUAAAGAAAAGGGAAACACGGCCUUCAAAGCAGGGAAUUAUCAAGAGGCCAUUGAGUGUUACACCAAAGCCAUCGGAAUGAACACAUCAGAACCAGCUUUCUUGACGAACAGAGCAGCAGCCUACAUGUCUAUCAAGAAGUUCAGACCAGCCUUAGAAGACUGUCAGCAAGCUGUUGUGCUUCAGGCUGCUUCCCCUUCAACGAAAACUCUUUUACGUUUGGCUCGAUGCCAGCUCGCAUUGGGUUCUGCUACUCCAGCAUCUUCAACUCUUAAAACCGUUCUAGACUUGGAACCUAAAAACCCGUCAGCUCUACAAUUCAAAACAAAAAUAUCAGAGUUAGAGAGUCACCUGAAGCGAUUCCAGGAGGCCAGAUCGAAAAAGGACUGGGGUAUGGCUAGGCUCGCAUUAGACAAGUGCUUUCGUACGAUUGAGGCAGAAGGGGACGAGAUUCCAUUGGAGUGGAAUACGUGGAGGAUUGAGUUGGAACUGUCAAAGGGAAAUAUUGAUGGUGCAAACACUGCAGCAAACGAAGCCCUCCGAUUGAAUCCCAAUUCUCCCGAGAAUCUUACCCUUCGUGGUCUCGUUCUUUUCCUAAACGGAAAGCUACCGCAGGCUCUUCAACACGUCUCGCAUGCGCUACGUCUUGAUCCAUCUUAUAUCCCUGCUCAGCGGCUACGGAAGAGGACGAAAGAAGUUGAGCGGCUGAAGGAGGAAGGAAAUCAACUUUUCAAAUCCUCGAAAUUGGAGGAAGCUGUCGCCAAAUAUGCUGAGGCUUUAGAGCUUGUAGGUAGUGAAGAGGAAGAGGGCAAGGGUGGUAACAUUCGAGCGACCUUACUGUCUAACCGGGCGACUACGCUUGUCAAACUUCAACGUUACCAAGAGGCCUUAGAGGACGUCGACGCCUCCAUCGAGCUCGUAUCGAAUUCAUUUAAAGCUCUACGCACCCGUGCUCGAAUUCAUCUCGCUUUGGAUAACUUUGAUAAGGCUGUGAUCGACUUUAAAUCUGCUAUCACGGAGGCACAUAAAGACGGCAGCACUAGCGACGCUGAUGUGCGUGCAUUACGAAACGAGCUGAAGAAAGCCGAGGCCGCUUUGAAGAGAAGUAAGACUAAGGAUUAUUACAAGAUCCUGGGUCUUCAACGAAAUUGCACUGAGAUAGAGAUCAAGAAGGCGUACAGGAGGGAGAGCUUGAAGCAUCAUCCGGACAAGGGAGGUGACGAAGAGAAAUUCAAACUUGUUGUCGAAGCUCAUGCGGUCCUUUCUGAUCCCGCCCGUCGGGAACGUUAUGACAUGGGUGACGACGAGGACGGUAUGAACAACGGUGGUGGUAUGGGUGGUAUGCACGGAAUGUCACAAGCCGAUAUUGCUUCACUCUUCGCACAGUUUGGGGGUGGUGGCUUUGAUGGAAGACAUCCUGGCGGGUUCUCGUUCAGCUUUGGUUGAGGAACACGUUGAGGUACUUUCGGUCACACCCUUGGAUGUCACCACACUUGGUCGAGUGGGCACUGUAGAUUGCUGGUCAAUUGGUUGACGUCGGUUCCCUGAGCUGUAGAGGUGUGCAAGCCCGCCUUCCGACUUUCUCGGUGGGAGGAAUGAAUGGCAAAAACAUUGUCACCCUGAAGCCGAUUAUUGAGGAACGCCGGGAUACUUACAUGGUCUUGUUCAUUACUAUACCAUUAUACACAAUAAUUUUCUUUUUCACGCACUC